Molecule: messenger RNA, 4514 nt
Organism: Fundulus heteroclitus (mummichog)
Lineage: Eukaryota; Metazoa; Chordata; Actinopteri; Cyprinodontiformes; Fundulidae
Exons: 3
Coding region: 2732-3703 (323 amino acids)
Source: RefSeq, a predicted model, not a curated record
UGGUCAGGGGGCGAUAAGCAACAAUGAGUUACUGCUCACAGCAUACUACAGUUUAACGGUUUGUUUCAAAUAAGAUUCAAACAGGAUGUCUCCUGGACAGGAGACAUCUGCUGCUGUAAUUUCUGAAGUUAAUUUAGAAACGGAUUGGCUUGUCUUGUGUCAUGUGACACAAAUCAGUUGCGUGAUCAAGGGGAUGCUGGUGUUUUAUGUGUAUGGGGGCGCGUUCGUAUGUGAUGGGUAGUGGUAUUGUGAGUAUUGCCUGAUGGGCCCGACCAAUUUGAAAUGCGUUCCGCGGUCCAUGGCUGAAGUGGUCUGGUUUCAUUCAACCACUAGACCCCCAUGUAGUAUAUGUAUUACAAUUUGGUCUUUCUGAUAUUUGCCUAGAGCAAAAAACAGAGCAAAUCAUUGUUCUAGAAGUGUUGUUAAUUAUACAAACAGUGCCAACUGUAGAAAAACACAUGUGGGUAAAAAAUUUAGAAACAAUGAAUCAGAAGGAUUCUAUAGUGUAAUGAUUCUAGCUCAGUGUUUCGCCUGAUCACCUCCUCCCUACUGAUCACCGUCACCUGCAACUGAUUCCCUGCUCUAAUUACUCCUGUCAGCCCAUCCCUAUAUAAGCACUCCUCUUUCAGUUUGUCUUUGCUGGUUUGUCUGAUCUCCAAGACUCUGCACUCCCUCAAUCACCAGAUGUCCAGCUUCCCUUCUGCUCCCCAGCCUGUGCACUCCUCGCCAGCCAGUCUGCUACCUCACGCCAUCCCAGGUUAGUGGAUCUUGCCUCCCACUCACCUCUUUACUUUGUGUUCCAGUCUUCCCUCCUGUCUCGAUCCACCAGCACGUCCUGGCUUUCACCCUGACGCACCACAGCCACAGUCCUCCUUCACAUCCUGGUCCCUGUUCCGACGCACCACCUGUCCCACUUCGUCAGCACGCUUUGGACCCAGCUCCGGAGCUCAUCAGGCUCGUUCUGUCGGUGCUCCUGCGUCCCGUCUGCGGUGGCUCUGAGGACCACCGUACCCGUCUGCCUGCUCAAUCUCCACCAUCUCCAGUCUUCUUCAGCCCGGUCCUGAUCCAUCCUACCUUCUUUGUGGCAAUAAAGCUCCUAAAUAUCCGGCUCUGUGUGUGGUUUGAAUUCGGGCUCGGACCCCGGUCAUUACAUUUAGUUUGUGAUAAAGCAGUUCUUCCUAAAAGCUUAUUCCAAGAAGCAGCUAUUUUGAGCCAUGGGCAAUUGCCAUGUCUCAAAAAGGGAGGGAUAACCAUAAUACAGCAACAUAUGGAUUUCAUUUAUAGGAUAUAAUUCAUACACAAAAUAUUUUUUUGUAAAGCAUGUACGAUCUGUGUUAAAAAUUACCCUCAGGUUAAUUUUAGAUCAGAACAGUGAAGGUUUCCAGAACUAAAGGAACCUUUUGAUGUGAUGCAUAUGGAUUUUAUUGAACUGACACAAAGUGGCCCUUACAAAUACUGUUUGGUAAUGAUUGAUGCAUUUUCAAAAUGGGUUGAAAUAGUUCCAGCAAAGCACACAGAUGCACUGACAGUAGCUAAAGCUAUAUGCAAAGGUUUGGCAUCCCACAGAAAAUUUACUGUGAAAAUGGUCCACAUUUUCUGAAUCAGGUCAUUCAGCAAAUGGCAAGCAGGUUACAGAUAACCUUAAAGAAAUACUGUGCCACAAAGUGCAGAACUUGUGAAAAGGACAAAUGGGACAUUUAAAUCCAGGCUUAAUAAGUGCAUGGAAGAAACAAAGAGGCCAUGCCCAGAAUGUCUGGACCUAGUAAAACUGUACAUGAGAAUAACUCCAACGAGCAGUGGUUUGACUCCGUUUGAAAUAAUAUAUGGUAGACCAUAUAAAUUACCGCUGUUCACAAUACAGACACCACCUAAGGAGGAAGAAAAAACUCUAGCAGACUAUAUGAGAGAAAUGUUGCAGUCUAAAAAAGUGUCCAAUGCAAAUUUACUGCGAGGAGAACCUUUGUCUCCACAGGAUCCACAAGCAGUGAGACCAGGAGACUGGGUGUUAACUGGGCGAGCCAAAGGUGGGAAGGACCAUCCCAAGAGCUCCUGACCACGCCAACAGCUGUGAAGAUUGCUGAAAGACCUUCCUGGAUUCACCUCAGCCACUGUCUGUUUGUUCUGGAGUAUGGACACGGAUGACAUAAGGCGCAGAUCGGUGCCGAUUUGGGGUUGGAGGAAUAAAACUGAGCAUUUACAGCCGAUAUGUGUAUCCAUGGGGCACCCAUCACAUCUGCUACAGUCGCUUACGCUAGACACUGAGCAAGAGGCUGUUUCACAUCACAAGCAAGUCAGCCUGGCCUCCCAAUACGACCUCACCUCCAGAAGAUGAGGAGACUCUCCCUCUACCAAAAAAGAGAGCUCGUUUGGGGAGUGAGCCGUCAGAGACCGCGAAAGAUGGCACAGUGUGGCGUGAAGAACAAGUGGGGACACAUCUCCACUUCACUCCAAUAGAACCGUACGCCACAGAUGGAGAGCCAAGCGCUAAGGCCAGACGAAGUAUCCGGAGUCGCCUUCAGAGCUUCCUCUGUUUUAUCACUCUUGACAUGCUUCGUAGCAUUCGAGAAUGGACUACUCAACAUGCACGUCACACGGAGCAGCUGGAUUGGUUCAUGGAUCUCCCGGAACUAAUGGCAUUUAUUUCAGUCAUUAUCUUGCGGGGGUGACCAAGGUUCCAUCACUAUGUGACAGCUGAUCAGCAAACCUGGGAAACCCAAGGAUCAUUGAAACUAUGGCCCGAAACCGCUUCCAAGACAUCAUGCGACACCUACGCUUUGAUGACAUGUUUACACGCAGUGAGCGAGUGGAGACCGAUAAGUUUGCUACAAUCUCCGAUGUUUGGGGAUCGUUUGUCACUAACUGCAUCGCAUCCUACAACCCUGGUCGACACAUCACUAUUGAUGAACAACUUUUUCCAUCAAAGACUCGCUGCUGUUUCCUGCAAUACAUUGCAACAAAACCGGACAAGUUUGGCAUCAAGUUUUGGGUGGCUUGUGACUUGAAAUCAAAGUACAUCUGUAAUGUCUUCCCAUAUCUUGGCAAGGACCCCAGUCAUCUCAGUGGGGAGAGACUGUCCAAGACUGUAGUGAUGAGGCUGAUGGAACCGUUCAUGGACAAGGGCAGAACUGUAACCACGGACAAUUUCUUUACAUCACUGUCACUUGCACAACGACUGCUUAGCCAGAAAACCACUAUCCUCGGCACAGUCAACAAGAGACGACGGGAAAUUCCUCAAUCCGCUAGACAGAUGGAUCGCACUGAAUUCACCACUCAGAUGUUUUCAACCACUGGUGCCACGCUGACGGUGUAUGCGCCCAAACGGAAGAAGGCCGUUUACGUUUUCAACAGCAUGCACAGCGUGGUUGAGACUGAGGAUACCACCAAAAGGAAGCCAAACACGGUCACACAAUACAACAAAACAAAGUGCGGUGUGGAUGUGAUGGACCAAAUGGUGCGGGAGUACAGCGUGCGUGCAGGAACACGGAGAUGGCCAGUUGCCGUGUUCUACAACAUGAUUGACAUGGCAGCACUGAAUGCACAUGUGCUUUAUCAGGGAUGCAUUGGGGUGCAGGAGAGAUGGGUGGACUUGACAAAUAUUUCCAUCAGAGAAAACUUUCUUUAUGGAGAGUUUUCAAGACGCCACCAAAGAACCUCAUGGGUAUUUAAUCGUCAAUCUGACUCCCACUUGCCCAGAUCGUUUUAGACUGAGAACUGGAAUGCUCCCAGGUCAGUGGCCAGCUGUCUAUGUACCUAAGUUAAAUUAAUUCAUCAUGUCGGCGCGCAUAAGAAGGAAUGCUCCCUUAUUCAUAGCUCUGUUUCACGCUACACCGCAGGAACGGAAUGACAUUCUUGCCCAUUGCUCAUCCGACUGUCUCAAAGCCUUGUGUGAGAUAGCUCUGAAUAUCUUAAAAGGUAACAUUAAAUUAUCUCCUUCUCAACAUAAAAACUGGAAAAGCAGAAAAAGAUAAUCAGACUGCUGGCUGAUAAAAGAACUAGUUUAAAACACAAGCAGUCGGUUCUGAAAAAUCAAACAGGCGGGUUUAUUCUUCCCUUGCUGAGCAUCGUGGCCCCUUUAUUAGGACAGGUGUUGGGUGGUGCCAUCAGGAGAUGAGAGAGAAUAUCUCUUAGGACAGCGCAAAAGAUGUAUCUGGUUUCACCGCAUCAGUUCAAACGUUUGACCCUGUCAGAUUCUUCUACCAGACAGACGGCUGAAGAGGAUUUGGAUUCUAAAAUGAGAGAGAUUCUGAAUGAACUGGGACUGUGUUCUUAUGAAAAAAAUUAAAAGGUACAACGCUCUGUUGCAGAGAUAUCUCACUCUAAUGAAGCAGGGUCAGCUGGACGAACCCCGGGUGACUUUUACUAUGAAAUUUUCACCCUAACAGUCUGUAUGAAAUAAAAACUGGAGAAAAGAAUUUAUAAUAAAGAUGCUUUAAUGUUUAAUGCAUACAGUGUUUUUUAGACACGUUACAGUUUGUAACAAUCUUUAAACAUUUGUAAAGAACAAGUUCCAUGAU